UUUUAUGAAUUCAAAGGGUGGUGGCUCAAUUCAACGCAGUUUAUGGAGAAGCGAAUAAUUAGGGUGCGGUCCCGCGUGACAUCUUGAGCGUCCUGAAUCCCGCAAUAAAAAGGGAGCCCAGCUCGACAGUGAAUCACAACUGUCGUCGAAGCUGAAGCAACACAACCGUCUGCAAGAACCAAGGUAGAAAAUGAUUUCAAAAAUGAUCGUGUUAUUAGCGAUCGUGACUCUGCUGAGCUUCUGCAGCCCGGCGUCCAGUUUCGCCUUCAUGCCUCUCGUCUCCCGUACAGACGACGCCGUCAUCAUCGAUUUUGACGGUGUAGGAUAUGCUCCCUCUUAUCAAGGCAAGACGCUGUACGGCCAAAUAACCAAUCCAGGAUUCGUGCCGCUACCAUCCUUCAAUCCUUAUUACCCAGCCAUGUAUCGCCAGCAGGAGCAAACGCCCAAUGGAUUUGUCUACUCAUACGGUUAUCCUACUCCCCUUGCUCUUGAAGAUCUUUUGCCCGUUAGGCAAACAGAAGCACCGACUUGUGGCGCUGGACCGACUGCCAUGCCCGCAACACGGGCAUUGACAAGCGAAAGGAUCGCUGGCGGAACCUCAGCCAAAAAGAAUGCUUGGCCUUUCAUGGUAGCCCUCAAGAAAACCGAUAACAAAUUAAUUUGCAGCGGAAGUUUGAUUAGUAACAGAAGAGUUUUGUUGGCGGCUCAGUGCCUGGAAAAAAUGUCUCUGUAUGAGUUAAGUACUGUGACUGUAUUGGUUGGGAUGUUUAAGACGGACCAAUCCGACGUCCCAAUGACAAGGAGGAUCAGCAAAUUGUUUCUUCACAGGCAAUACAAUGCUGCCACCUAUGCCAAUGAUAUCGCCAUCAUUGUAAUGGACGCGCCCGUGGUUCUUUCCAGGAGUGUUGCCCCCGUUUGUUUGCCAGCGGCCGAUACAGACAUCGACACAUUCAACGACCAGGAUGCCAUUAUUUUGGGAUGGGGAGGAGGAACUGAUGAUGACGGAGACGUCAUACCAUUCAAUAACCUGCAACAAGCCAAGGUUUCGAUUCAGUCCAACACCGACUGCAAAUCGGUGGGAGACCUUAGUAGAUUUGUUUCGGACUCAACUAUCUGCGUUACUUCUACUGCUGAUGACAAAUUCACAUGCACACCUGAUGACAUCGGCGGUCCAGUAGUUAUUCUUACGGCGCCAGGGACUUGGACCAUUCUCGGUAUCAACAGCUACACCAAAGAUUGCAAAACUCCUGGCCUUAAAACCAGAGUGCCGGCGUUGAGGACUUGGAUUGACCAAUACUUGACCGCUUAAACAUAGUUUACCCCCCAAGGACGACGACCAACGUGAAACGACAUGAUUAUGAAAUUCCAACUCUUUUCUUUUUAGAUUUUAGUUAUUAUAUUAUUUCAGAAUUUUACUUUACGGUUUCGGCUGGUUAAUAUUGAUUAUUCCAAGCCGUAUGUAAUGCAUGAGUGCAUAACCCGAUUCAACAACGUUUGAAAAUACAUUAGCUCCAGCAAGUAAAUACCA
Daphnia pulicaria is the source of this 1528-nucleotide messenger RNA. RefSeq names its product transmembrane protease serine 11D-like. Gene Ontology annotation, molecular function: serine-type endopeptidase activity. The coding region runs from base 191 to 1309 and encodes 372 amino acids. The record is from RefSeq and is a predicted model, not a curated record. The transcript is spliced from 8 exons. Lineage: Eukaryota; Metazoa; Arthropoda; Branchiopoda; Diplostraca; Daphniidae. Gene Ontology annotation, biological process: proteolysis.